Messenger RNA from Culicoides brevitarsis, 1406 nucleotides. It is a transcript of the gene Rchy1, whose product is annotated as RING finger and CHY zinc finger domain-containing protein 1. The record is from RefSeq and is a predicted model, not a curated record. Gene Ontology annotation, molecular function: zinc ion binding. The transcript has 7 exons. The coding region runs from base 217 to 1188 and encodes 323 amino acids. NCBI's taxonomy places the organism in Eukaryota, Metazoa, Arthropoda, Insecta, Diptera, Ceratopogonidae.
AUAAAAAAACAAAACAUUUCCAUUUCAUAUUCUUCCGAUUUACACAAAAAGUGCUUGCUCAAAACGAAAAUCAACAGUAUUAUCGUCAAAAGAACGCACUGCCGGAUCGCGUUUGCAUGUUAAUUCCCCGAAAUACUCAAUUUCCACUCACCUGCGUGCCAAAACAAACAUUUCACUUUCUUUUUUUCUCGCUUAGCAGCAAUCUCUUCGCUGACAAUGGCCGAAGAGGAGACCCAAGAAAAGACAUUCGGAUGCGUGCAUUACAAAAGACGAGCAAAAUUUGUCACUCCUUGCUGCAAGAAAAUCUACUCGUGCAGAUAUUGUCACGACGAGAACGAAAAUCACUAUUUUAAUCGGAAAACCGUGUCGGAGCUCAUUUGCACGGAAUGCAAUACGAGGCAGAAAGUGCAGGCAAAUUGCUCCGAAUGCGGCGUCAAAUUUGGAAAAUAUACGUGUUUGAUUUGCAACUUGUUUGACGACGAAGAUAAAUCACAAUUUCAUUGUUACCUUUGCGGAAUUUGUCGUGUUGGGGGUCGCGGAAGAUUUUUCCAUUGCCAAGUGUGCAACAUGUGCUUACCGCUGCAACUGAAAACCGAUGGGCAUCGAUGCGUUGAGAACGUCUCGCGAUCAAAUUGUCCCGUUUGCCUGGAAGAUAUUCACACAUCUCGAAUACCGUGUCAUAUUCCAGCUUGCUCGCAUCUCAUCCACAAAACCUGUUUUGAAGAAUUACUGUCGUCAGGACAUUAUGCAUGUCCAACUUGUCAAUCAUCGAUGCUCGAUAUGAAGCAACUUUGGGAGUAUCUCGACAGUGAGGUCUUGGCAACUCCAAUGCCGAAAGAAUACGAAAAUUAUUUUGUAGAUAUCUUGUGCAAGGAUUGUCAUAAAGAAUCAACGGUCAAAUUCCACGUCGUAGGACUUAAAUGUACAUUCUGUGGUGCUUACAACACUUGUCGAACGAAUAAAAAGCAAACUCCUGAAUCGUCAAAGGAACCAGAAGCUUCAGCAACAUUACCGCAACCGAGUACAAGCUCAUCCUCAUCUUCCAACUCGAAUUCCUCAAGCUCAAGCUCAGAUGCAAGCAGUGCAACUUCCGAAACUUCAUCGUCAUCGUCCUCUUCCUCGAAUGAAACAGAAAUUGAAGCUCAAAAAGAUGGCGAUGGAGGCGGCAAUGUCGAACGCGCUGCUUAAAAAGAUAUUUUUUUGACCAACCAGUGCAGCUUUUAUCAAGUGAUUUAUUUUUGAAACAUUCUUAUGUUUAAGGAAAAAAAAAGUUUUUUGUUAGUUGUUUAAUGUUAGGGAACAAGAAAAAAAAUAUUUGUUACUGUCUGAAUCUCAAAAUUGUAAAGGUUGGCAGUUUAGAAAAAAAAAUGAUAUCAAUUGGGACAAGUUAAAUUUUUUUAACAAAU